AUGUGCCACACUUCAGUAGCAGUCGCACUGCUCUUCGUUCUAUGCUGCCAUCAGAUCACAAGUGAGUCACACACAUUCCAUAACUAUUGUUCAUUACAUCUUCACUAAUGUUUCUAGGUGCCAGCCUUAUGGAAGCAGACACUGCGAUCCAACUGCCCCGUCGGAGCGCCGAGAUGUACUGGGUAAACCGGGCGAUGCCAAACAAGUUCCGCAAGUAUCGGACCUACAGUAGGAAAAGUGUUUCCCGGUGGAAACGUCUCUAUCCGCUUCCAGGUGUCCUCCAGUCGAUGGCGCCGGAUGAGAAGAAGCGCUACGGCGAGCGAUUGAAGUUGCGUCUUGCCGAACUCACUCAGCUAUGA
Messenger RNA from Caenorhabditis sp. 36 PRJEB53466, 359 nucleotides. The record is from the annotation of a GenBank genome assembly. NCBI's taxonomy places the organism in Eukaryota, Metazoa, Nematoda, Chromadorea, Rhabditida, Rhabditidae.